Messenger RNA from Symbiodinium sp. CCMP2592, 549 nucleotides. The record is from the annotation of a GenBank genome assembly. NCBI's taxonomy places the organism in Eukaryota, Dinophyceae, Suessiales, Symbiodiniaceae.
AUGAAAAGGCGCUUCGGCAAGAGGUCCAGCUGUCUCUGGGCGAACAGGACCAGCAUGUUCGAUGAGAUUCAGAAAACCAACCAGUGGCUGGACAAGUGGAUCAAUGGUACGACCGAGGAGGAUGAUGAGGUCGGCCUGCCGGAGACUUCGAGAUCCCGUCGCAUCGGCAUGGUCCAAGACCUAUCCGACUGGGCCAAGGACAUCAGCCCGCUCUUGGUCUCUUCGACCUUGGGCAUCGACCUUGGCAACAGAGGAGAAGCGGGUGAAUUGGAAGUGCCGAGCUCAGUGCAUGUGAGGCCCGACAGCAGCUUGAUGCUCUUUGCCAAGCAGGCGCGGCAUGAAGUGCAUCGGCACACGAAGUCGGCUCUCACGGGCUCAUGGUGCGACACAGUCAUGGGGCCCGCGGCAGAGGAAGAAGAGCCCGAAGAUUCCAGGAAUCAAGAGCAGGCAGGGUCAGAUGUCUUCGUCGGACGGAACAGCAGCUUGGCCGCAGAGUUGACUGGAGAUGCCCUGGUGGAGCGUCUCCGCCAUGGUUGCUGCCGGAGCUGA